UUCAAAUUCGAUUUUGUAAAAAAUGUCAACCUACCGCGCUAUCGCUCCCAAACGCAGUAGAUCUACAAUAGUACCAAGAACGACAGAUGAUAAAAUGGAUCAUGAAACAGCCGAUUUCAGGAAAAUUAUUAUAUGUAAACUUAUUCUAGUAGUGCUUACCCUAACUUGCGGAGCAGUUCUGGCGCUGGCAAUUAAUUUGAUUGUGUUAAAAGAAACCGAUACUGAAACCAAUUCUGAAUAUCGUUUAGAUGACAUCAUGGGCAUGGAAAAUUUUGAUAAACCUGCAGAAUACUGCCAAUUCAAGCACAAAUCAUCCUCCAAGUGUUUGGCCAUAUCAGGCACUGCAAUUCCGGAGCCCUUGUCAUUACUUCCUUGCGUGAAAUCAACUGCAUCUCCUGGGGCCGCUUUCCAAGUUUUCCAUUACGAAAGUAAAUAUUUAAAAAUUGAAAAUAUAACUAAGCCGCCAGAAAAUGGCAAUGAUCCUCCAGGAGGGUUUAUUGAUCUUUGUGUAACGGCAGCCUCGCCGAUACCAGCAGUUGACCGUUGCUCUAGGUCAGACCAAAAUCAAGUAUGGUACUAUACAGAAAAUGGACAAUUUUCUCCCAAAAAUCAUCGGGAAAUGUGUAUUACAAUUACGGAGAAGUUACAACAACUUGAAAUGGCACUAUGUCAUGAGGAUACUAUAACACUCCAGCAGUUAAUAUGUAUUCCAAGCAAAAAUCCCAGAAGAUUGAAAACGAAUUCAGCCCUAGCUUUGGAAAGUUUAACAGGAACAGAACAAGGCAAAGAAGACGGGGAAAAUAAUUAGGGAUCUCACAACUAACAAGAAAUGCACUUAGGGAUAAUAAUAAUUAUUUAGAAUGAGUUUUAUGUAAUAAGAAGAUAUGCUAAAAGUCACAAGUCUAGCUAUAUUUAAUGAAUAGGUAAUAUAAGUUGAUUGUUUAAACAUUACGAUUGCAUCUUUUAAUGUUAAUUUGAAGCGAUGGAUGUUAACUGUCUG
Messenger RNA from Ceutorhynchus assimilis (cabbage seed weevil), 1000 nucleotides. Lineage: Eukaryota; Metazoa; Arthropoda; Insecta; Coleoptera; Curculionidae. The record is from the annotation of a GenBank genome assembly.